Molecule: messenger RNA, 483 nt
Organism: Stylonychia lemnae
Lineage: Eukaryota; Ciliophora; Spirotrichea; Sporadotrichida; Oxytrichidae
Source: the annotation of a GenBank genome assembly
AUGGCAAAAAAGAAUAGCAGAAAGAAUGCUUAAAAGAGACAUAAAUUCAUUAUUAGACAAGAGUAGGAAAGAGAGCAAGAAGCUGUAAAGAGACAACAAAAGCGCGAAGAGAAAGAUAAGAGGGAGAGAGGCAUGAUUCAAAAGAAACCUAAGGUGCCUGCAGUGAUGUCAUCUGAAGCCAAAAAGAAGAAGUUACUUGCUAAAUAGCUUAAGUCCUUGAGUUUAGGAGAUAAAAAUAAGAAGUCUGGUAUUCAUAGAAAAGAUUCAAGUGACUCAGAUGAUUCAGAUGCUGGUCACAGCAUGAAUCAAAAUAACAGUAUGCAAUAAGCAGGAGGCAUGGACGUUGAUAUGAUGGGAGGUAAAAAUGUUGUGAGCAAAGGUAUCAAAAAGAAGAACAAGCUAAUGAGCAGAGCUUACUAUAUGGAGUUAAAGAAAGCUGCUAAGAGACUAGCUAAAAGUGGAAUCAAGCAAAGCAAGAAGUGA